Messenger RNA from Sitophilus oryzae (rice weevil), 1278 nucleotides. RefSeq lists its product as uncharacterized. The record is from RefSeq and is a predicted model, not a curated record. The coding region runs from base 1 to 1278 and encodes 425 amino acids. The transcript has a single exon. NCBI's taxonomy places the organism in Eukaryota, Metazoa, Arthropoda, Insecta, Coleoptera, Curculionidae.
AUGCAAAAUGAAUUGGAAAGAACAUCAGCUCGCCAGAAGAUCAAAUAUGAAAAACUCCAACCAAAACCCAAGCCAGAAUAUAGGACAUAUCUUGAUCCUGCUCGAACCGUGGUGAAUCUCUCAGAUAGGACUCUCACAACACCAGAAGUAACAUUAUUAGCUAAGGGAGGAAACUUUGCCAUAACACCAAAAGUGGUUCCAGUGGAAGACAUUAUUGCCGGAACAGAAGCUGCCAUACGUAACCUUCCUAACAACAUCGCGGACGAGAUCCGUUUUGAAACAGCCAACAUAUUGAGAACUGCUAAGCCUCCAAAAAGCAAACUAUCUAGGGAAGAACACCAGGCUCUUAAAUCACUGAACGCUGACAAGGACAUUCUGGUCUUACCGGCAGACAAGGGGAAUGCUAUUGUAGUGAUGAAAACGGAGGAUUAUAGGUCUAAAGUCGAGGAUCUACUGGAGCCUCAGACUUACAAGUUACUUAAGAAGGAUCCUACUGCCUUAAUUGUAAGAAACACCAACAAACUCAUCAAGGCGUCCUCACUCCCGGAAAAUCUAAAAUCAAAAUUGAUUAAUUCCGAAGCUCAACCACCACGACUUUAUGGACUACCAAAAAUCCAUAAAGCUAGUAUCCCACUUAGACCGAUAGUGAGUGCUCCAGGAUCGCCUACUUACAACUCGGCUAAAUACUUGACUACGAUUCUACAACCAAAAGUUGGCAACACAAACUCUUAUGUGAAGGACUCAACACAUUUCGUUCAAAAGUUAAAAGAUCUAAAACUGGAACCAUCUGACAUCAUGGUAAGCUUCGAUGUGGUAUCCCUAUUCACGAGAGUACCCCUAGGCGAGUCAAUGGAUCUAAUUAAGGAAUCAUUUCCACCUGACAUCGCGGAGCUUUUCCGAGUGUGCCUGACUGGUAGCUAUUUCUUAUGGAACGGCAACUAUUACGAACAAACAGAGGGUGUCGCAAUGGGCAGCCCAAUCAGCCCAAUAAUUGCGAAUUUCUUUAUGGAAAGAUUUGAAGAAAAAGCGCUAGAGUCAUCAGUUCUGAAGCUCGCAGUAUGGUUUCGUUAUGUGGACGAUACAUUUGUUGUUCGGAAACAUGGACGAGACAGCCUAGAUGAUUUCCUUCAUCACCUUAAUACACAGAGCCCGAGCAUAAAAUUUACCAUGGAAACCGAAGAAAACAACCAACUGGCCUUUCUCGAUGUGCUUGUCAAGAGAAAUGGAGACCAUUUGGAUCACACGGUGUAUCGAAAACCCACUCAUACAGACCGGUAG